This is a messenger RNA of Fusarium vanettenii 77-13-4, 1008 nucleotides long. RefSeq lists its product as uncharacterized. The record is from RefSeq and is a predicted model, not a curated record. Bases 1 to 1008 code for a protein of 335 amino acids. Lineage: Eukaryota; Fungi; Ascomycota; Sordariomycetes; Hypocreales; Nectriaceae. The transcript is spliced from 4 exons.
AUGUCCGACGACGAGGUUGACACUGAGCUCCUCGAGCUCCUACGCCAACACCUUCAAGGCAAGGUGACAAUCGAGGAAGAGCCCGAGACUGGCGUCCUCGAGAGCGCCGAGUAUGUCUACGAUUCUUGCAUCGAUGUUGCUGUCGACAUGCGUGCCUCAAAGAAGGCCGCCGAAACGAUAUACCAGCAGAUGCAGCAGAAGAGCUACUCAACUGCAACCUGGUCCGAGCAUGAACUCCAUCCCAAGGCCAAGGACGAGAGCACAGUCAACUUUAUCUUUACCAUGGAUCUUCUAAACUUUUCUUUCUGGUCUGAGCUACCUGAAGAUGAGAGGUUUGCAAUUGAGUAUCGCGGCAAGAGGUGGACUGGGUACUGGAGUUUGGUUGCGGCACUACAAAGGGCUCUUGAUGAAGAGGAGAUCCCCCUCCUUCAUGAGCGCCUUGACUGUCUUCGAGAGGCCGGCCAAGUUCUCGAUCAGAAUUAUGGUGGCUCCAUUCCAGAGCUUAUCUACGCUGCCGAUGGUUCCGCAGCACGUCUCGUCAACCUUCUAGCCCAAGACUUUGACUGUUUCCGUGACGAGCACCGCUUUGAGGACGGCAAGAUGAUCCGUCUCAUGAAGCGGGCUCAGAUCCUCGUCGCCGAUCUAUGGGCCUGCUUCAACGGCGAGUCCUACGGCGAGUUCCGUGACAUUGACAAGAUCACCAUGUUUGCCGACUACCGCAUCCCCCAGAUCCUCAUGACUCUGGGCGCGCUGUACUGCUGUCCUGCGAUUGCUGCCGCCAUCACAGACAAGAAAAUGAUAGAGAGCGGAUGCUCCUGGGAGUUACAGAUCCGGGCAUGCAGUAUCUGGUGCGUCGAGUUGAUUCGACGAGAGAUUCUACGCCAACACCCAGACGCCCACGUCAACGCCAUCCUGAUAGACUUUUUCCUCUAUGACAGCAUGAAGGAGUUAGAAGCUGCCGGCGAAGAACCUAUUCCUCAUCAUCGGACAAGGAGUAUAUGGUACUAG